This is a messenger RNA of Epinephelus moara (kelp grouper), 3800 nucleotides long. It is a transcript of the gene lingo1b, whose product is annotated as leucine rich repeat and Ig domain containing 1b. Gene Ontology annotation, cellular component: extracellular region. Gene Ontology annotation, molecular function: protein binding. The coding region runs from base 230 to 2101 and encodes 623 amino acids. The transcript is spliced from 2 exons. The record is from RefSeq and is a predicted model, not a curated record. NCBI's taxonomy places the organism in Eukaryota, Metazoa, Chordata, Actinopteri, Perciformes, Serranidae.
GCCUGUGUGUUUACAUGUCAGCCUAUCAGUGCUGCCGGAUUUAGCGCAUCUGGAGAGGACGAAGGCAUUUCUCAAAUGCCCCUCAGACAAGGGAUUCUCGUCGCUGCAUAUAUCCCUCUUUCCCAUUUGAAUCUAGCCUGUCUUGAAUCCUGCAUCCCUGUCUCCAUGCUUUCGGAGGCAUUUUGAAUUUCCUUGGCAACAUGGAGCUGCCUGAAUUAGAAUUCUCUGCAUGACAGUCCUGGUAAGCAGUAGGAUGGUGUCUGGGGAGGCAGGAGGGCACAGCUACUUGGUGGCAUGCUGGCAGCCCAUCCUGAUCCUCAUGCUGGGCACCGUCCUCUCUGGCUCCACCACCGGUUGCCCCUCCCGAUGCGACUGCAACGGUCAGGAGCGUUCAGUUGUGUGCCAUCGACGGAGACUUGCAGCUCUUCCCGAGGGCAUACCUACUGAAACAAGGCUGCUAGACCUAAGCAAGAACCGUCUGAAAACUCUUGGGCCUGAGGAGUUCAUUAAUUACCCUCAGCUGGAGGAGCUGCAACUUAACGAAAACACAAUUUCAUCCAUCGAGCCUGGGGCUUUUGGCAACCUUAUGAAUCUUCGAACUCUAGGUUUGCGCAACAACCAGCUGAAGCUCAUUCAGCUGGGGGUGUUCACAGGCCUGACCAACCUCACCCAGCUGGAUAUUAGUGAGAACAAAAUUGUCAUUCUGCUUGACUACAUGUUCCAGGAGCUGUACAACCUGAGGGCUCUGGAGGUUGGCGACAAUGACCUAGUAUUCAUCUCACCCCGAUCAUUUCAUGGCCUCAGCAACCUUGAAAGCCUCAACAUUGAGGGAUGCAAUCUGGCCUCAGUGCCCACUGAUGCCCUUAGCCAUCUGCAUAACCUGUUGUCACUUCGAUUACGCUAUCUCAAUGUCACUGUCAUAAGGGAUUACUCCUUUAAGAGGCUGUAUCGGCUCAGAGUGCUGGAGAUUUCUCAAAUGCCUGCCCUGGAUACCAUGACGCCAAAAUGCUUAUUUGGACUCAACCUCACAUCAUUGUCCGUCACAAACUGUAAUCUUACUGUCAUCCCCUACCAAGCCAUCAGUCACCUAAGAUAUCUGCGGUUUUUGAAUCUGUCUUUUAAUCCUAUUCAUACAGUGGAAGGGAACCAACUGUUCAAUCUACAGAAGCUCCAGGCUUUUCAUUUGGCUGGUGGGAGAUUAACUGCCAUUGAGCCCUACUCUUUCCGAGGACUCAACCACCUCCGUGUCCUCAAUGUAUCCAGCAAUAGCUUGAACACCCUGGAGGAGUCUGUCUUUCACUCAGUGGGGAACCUGGAGACUCUGGCUUUAUAUGACAACCCAUUGGCCUGCGACUGCCGCUUGCUGUGGGUCUUCCGUCGGAGGUGGAGGCUCAACUUUAACAGACAACAGCCCAUGUGUGCUUCGCCUGAGGUAGUUCAAGGAAAAGAGUUCAAGGACUUCCCAGACAUCCUUCCUUCUGACUAUUUCAUCUGCCAGAAAUCAAAGAUCACGGAUUAUAAGGUUCAAGAAAGCCAUGUAGAUGAAGGAACUACGGUUCAUUUCGCUUGCCAUGCUGAGGGUGAUCCGGCCCCUGUGAUAAUGUGGCUAUCCCCCAAGAAGGAAUACAUCACGACCAAAACUGCUGGGUCAAGACUUUCUGUGUCUCAUGACGGCACACUGGAGGUGCGUUACGCCCAAAUCCAAGACAACGGCACUUACUUGUGCAUUGCAAGCAAUGCAGCGGGCAAUGACACCAAAGCUGCUCACCUUUUUGUGCAUAGCUACUCCCCCAAUUGGCCCCACCAACCAAACAAGACAUUUGCCUUCAUUUCCAACCAGCCCAACGAUGAAGGUGCUAAUGUGACUCGGGCCACAGUUCCAUUUCCAUUUGAUGUUAAGACACUUAUCAUUGCAACCACCAUGGGAUUUAUCUCUUUCCUCGGAGUUGUCCUCUUCUGUCUUGUAAUAUUAUUCCUCUGGAGUCGAGGGAAAGACAAUACUAAGUCGAGUAUAGAGGUUGAAUAUGUGCCACGUAAAGAGGAACAAGAGGAGGCCAGUCCGACCGAGGCACCCAUACAAUUCAACAUGAAAAUCAUGUGAACCUCGAAUGGAGGCCAUGUAAGCUUACAAACUGCAGUCAGGAUGCAUACUAUCUUUGCUUCAAAUAUGUACUCAGUUUAUGAGCGAUAGAAAUUGCACAGCAGCAAACGCAUCUUGACACUAUACCCUCGACUUUUUUGUUUGUUUUUUUACUUCAGGGACUGAAUCUUUAAAAGCAAAUGUUGAAUUUAAAAUAUUCAAAUUUCUGUAAAUUUGUAUUGGCAAUACUCAAAUCAGUAUGUUAACAUGCACUCAACCACCCGAUUACUGUGUGUAACAAAAUUGAGGUAACAGUUUGAAUGAAGCACAUGGAUGGAUUUCCAUAAAUAAAAGUUUACAUGAUAGAUGGGUAACAUUUAAGAAGGAUGUGGAGAUUAGUCUACAGGUAUAAUCUUUCUAUCAGCACAGAAUAAAAGAAAGAUCUUGUUAGGAUCUUGUUGCUUGUCGUUUGCUUUGAUGGAUGUACAAAGCACAAAAACCCAUUAUUAGGACCCAAGUUCUGUUGCUUGAAAUGCUAACUUGAAAGCAUUUUCUUUGUUUCAUAUUGCCCCAUCACAAGCAAUUGACAAGAAAGACAUGAGUGUUUGUGGUAUUUUUAGAUAAAUAGAAGAAAAAAGACAGAAAAUAUAGUUGUAUUUUGAGAGGAUAAAGAUGUACUUUCAAGAAAGAAGUCAUGGAAUUACGAAGAUAAACUUUUAAACGUGAUGAUUUGAAAAAGGAAAAUAACAGUAUUACAAGGCUGCAGCAGUAGUUUUCAGAACAAGGUUAUAAUGUUAAGAGAGAGAGUUGUAACAUUAUCAGAAAAUGUCAUGUUUUAAAAAACAUUUUGGGAGCCCAAUUCUCUGAAAUUGAAAUUUCAGUAUUAAGAGUCAGUUGGCGGAUUAGACACAGAUGAGUCAGUGUACCUCACCACCCUUUGCGUGUCAGUGAGCAGAGGACUCGAACAUCAUUAAAUUGUGUUUGAUGUUUUCUCCACACACUUCGGCACUGCUGCCUGGAAAAAAACAUGUACAAAAAAAUAAAUCAGUAGCCUGUAUCGCUGUUACAUGUCACAAACAAGCAAUUUUGUCGAUUGGAUGUUUUUACCGUCUGUCAGAUAAAACAACUGCAGUAUCCCCUUUGUCAAAUUAGAAGUGUGCAUGUUAACACACUGAAUAAAAGAAAAAUAAGCCAGUCCUACAGUAUGUGCUCCUUUCUGCCAACAAAGGAGGUUUGUCAUUAAAUGUAUUAACAUGUUCAGCUAUACAUAUUUUUUCUGUAUUUUAUUCUUUCCUUGUACAUUAUGCUAUAUGGCACAAUAGUAAUGCUUUUAAUGGCUGCGAGUUUUGAACAUAUUACAAUCUAAAGAGCAGAUUAAAAUAUCCAAGUUUUUGAUUGGGCUAAACCAAGAGUGUUACAGCUUGUCAGAGUGAAUAAGAGCACCCUUGAAAAAUCAUCAGAUAAACAAUUUAUCAUCAAGUGUAACAAAGUUAAUUUGUUUACCCAUUUGGCAGCUCAAUAAGUGCGAGCACUCUGUCCAAGUCCCGACAUAUAUUGACACCGGUGCAUCUUGAAAACGCUGACAUUAUUAAUUUGUUGCCUUAGGUAACCCAUUUUCGAGCUUUCAGCUGAGCAAUACCCAAUAUUUAUGCGUAAAAUGGAGUUUUAUGCCUCAUAAGGAUUUUAUGUUGUCUAAUUAAUUUCACAGUCAAGGUCUGCU